Molecule: messenger RNA, 643 nt
Organism: Stylophora pistillata
Lineage: Eukaryota; Metazoa; Cnidaria; Anthozoa; Scleractinia; Pocilloporidae
Source: RefSeq, a predicted model, not a curated record
UUAAUUCGUAAAUCUUCAGCGCGGUCGAACCAAGAAAGGAUGAAUAUGUCUGCCUCACUAACAAUUCAGUUAGUCUUCAUGGCGCUGGGCGUAUUAAUCAUGAACUGUAGUAUACAAGUGGAAGCAAGACCCAAGGUUCCUUCAGUCUCUCUACUCCAUGGGAUGAUAAAUUCUUCGGAAAAAAAUAACAUCAAUACGAGACAAGAACAGCGUGAGAUUCGCAGCGCAAAAUCAGAGAAGGAAAAAACCACAGACUCAACUUCAGUGAUCCAAGAAGAACACGCCACUGCUGAACAGUUCAAGACAAGUUUUCCAAAGAGUACUAAAGACAAUGAGUGCAUAAAGAAAUAUGAUCAGCGCCUCAUUUAUAAUUAUUUUUUUGCCAUACCACAUUGCAAGAAAGGGUGUAAAGAAAAAUUUAGGUUUGUAAGUUUCUCAAAUGGCAAAACCCUAUCAAUGGUUUACGACUGUUUCAAAUAAUGGACCCUAUUGUAGGAAUAAGAUCCUUGGAAAAUUUUCAUAAUAAUAUGAAAAGGAAGUUACUCUUAAUAUCAAAAGAAAAUUCUUUUAAAUAUGAAUGAUCAAGAUGAGCUGAGUUAAUAAAAGUACAAAUUAAAAGAAAUGGAAUAUUACAUAAAAAAGU